Paramuricea clavata is the source of this 2606-nucleotide messenger RNA. The record is from the annotation of a GenBank genome assembly. NCBI's taxonomy places the organism in Eukaryota, Metazoa, Cnidaria, Anthozoa, Malacalcyonacea, Plexauridae.
AAUGCCAUUCGGUAUGGUAGACUACAAUAUUCGUUUUUUUGCUGCCGAGAACACAGUUAAUGUCCGAAUGGAGGAACACUAUGCCUCAUGGCUGGAAACAAUGUUUGCCCAGUUUGGGCACAAAUGGCUUUGUCUACAUCGAGGACCAGUAUGGCAGUAUGAGGUUGAAAAAGCAGUCGAGCAGCCUGUACAGGGUGUUGUUGACAAAAGUGUUGGUCAGAACAUAAUUCAAGAAGCAUUGCAGGAAUCUUCAAUUGACCUGACUUAUUCUGACGAUUUGGACAUUGACAAUGAUACUCUGGAGCUUAUUAACUCGAGUAUUUACAACCUGUCGAUUGUAGAGAAUGACAUCUCUUGUUCUUAUCCCCAAAGCGAUGAAGUGAUGGAGAAUAUUUCUGAUAGUUCUGUCCAGGAUCCCGCUGGCAAUAAAGUCAGUAACCAGCAUGCAUCACACAUGUGGUCUACCAUUUCAGCAAGUGAUAGCCUUGAAAUUGAAACAGGGUUGCUGUGUCCUGCUGAAAUGGAGCGAUUCCACAGUAUUUCUCCAACUUCUGUAAGAAGUACCACUACCAGACGCAACCCAGACAUGUAUAAUCCAUUGAAGGUUUGUCUCAACUUAUAUAUGUGACUACUAUUGUUUUACAUUGGCUGAUACUACUACUAUAUUUCUAUGAGACAAAUUUAGUUUGUAUGACAAUCAUAUGGAAAAUGAACAGUCAAUGCAAGUAUAGGUAGCAAUAAGCAAAAGCAGCAAUCUUUACGGAACAUCAACUACCUGAAAAAUUAAGCAGAUCUUCGACAUUUUGAGUGAUGGACUGUCGUCGGGAUGGCCCUUCACUUCAAAUGUCUAAGUUCUGCUUAUACUUUUGUUUCAAAUAGUUGAUGGUUAGAGUUUUAUCAUUAAGACACAAUAAGCCUUUAUUUUAUUUAUAUUACUUCAUUGAGUAUGGAUAGUCUAUAAUAAAACAGUACCCAUUCAAAUGCAUUGUGGUUUGCAAUAAUUAUAUAUUUUUUACAGAGUAAAGUGAAUAUUGCAAGUUUGGGUGCUAGACAGAUUCAAAAGCGUGUUAAAUCAUCUGGAUUUUCUAGAACUGUUGAUGUUCAGGUAAGUUUGCUUAUAACUAAAUCUGAUAGUUGUUUAACCCAUUAUGUGGCAGCAAUCCCUUUGACAAGGAAAAUUGUCUGGUGUUAAACAGAGUAAACAAAGUACCGUAAACCUCCGACUAUAAGCCCUGGGCUUAUAUACUUUUGUAAGCGAUUUUUGGUGGGCUUAUACAAGGGUGGGCUUAUAUACGGGGGGGGGGGGCUUAUACAUGAUGGACGAUUUUUUUGUGUUAGUAAUAAACAAGUCAGACAUGAACAAGUUAGUCAUAAACAGGAAAAUAAACAUGUAUUAAUAACACAUUUUGAUUCACAUAGUGGGCUAUAAAGACAAUGCCAAUGUUUUUAAAUAUGGUAAUCUGUUCAAAAACGGUUCUCUGCUAUAUUAAAAGACAAUGUCAAUGUCGAGUAACGUAGUGGGCUACUGGGCUUAUAUUCGGGGGACUUAUAUUUAGGGGGCUUAUAUUUGGAAUGAGGUGAGCGUUAGUAUAAGUGGUGGGCUUAUAUUCGGGGGGGGGGGGCUUACGGUAAGGCAUCUCAGGGCAAGUGGUGGACACUAGCUGACAAUCUGUUUGACAAAGCUGUAACAAUAAUUUUCAAACAUAAAAUCAUCUGUAGGCUAAUAUUUAAGCUAUGAAAUUUAAGGUAAAAAUGUUCAAAGAACUAAGAAUUAUUAGUACAAAGGAUGAUCAUAUGUUGGCAACCUAAUCCCAUCCACCCCCACCCCCAAUAUUUUGUCAUUUGAAUAGUUUAAAAAUGUAUUUUGAAUAGGUUUAACUGUUUAAGAAAUAGAAAAAAUAGCAAUCUUGUCAUUUCAUGGCAAUACCCUGAGCUGCCAAUCACAGCUUCAAUUUUUGAAUUGCAGAAUUAUUACAAUUAUAUAAUUGCAGAAUAAUUAUAUGCACUAUAAGAUAUCUAUGUCCUCACUUUGUUGCAAUAUUUUAAACUAGAUGGAGGCACUCAAUAAAGCUAAAGAGGGGAAACCACAAGGAAGAUGGUGGAUUAAGGCAGAUGGUUGUGAUGUAAGGAAGGGUUUGAGGGAAAGUGUGAGGGUUACUUGGUCCGGAGAUGAAGAUUUAGGAGAUGGGUCACUUCAAAGAUUGUUUAAUAUUUACAAGCUAAGACGUUCAUCUGUAAUGGUCAUUGGUAAUCCUAAGAGGUCAGGAGUUGUUUGUAGUGAUAUGAAGAAAGUGUUAGCUGACCUGAAAAAUGAUUUAGAUUUUCUCACAAUUGGUGCAAAAGCUUCUAAUAAGGCUUACGUGAAGGCAGUUGAUGAGAAUAAGUCAUCCGAGCAAACCAUGAUGGAGUUGUCUUGGAAUGCUGUAGGGUUUGAGGAAUUGUUAAAGAAAUGUUUGGGGUUGCAGAAAGAUUUGAAUUCUUUCUUUGGUGGUGAUGAUAAUGUGGAUUUGUUGCUGGUAAAAGGUGAACUUCUGCAGUAUCUAAAUGGUCUAUUUUCAAAAAAAGCGUGUUGCUGCAACCCACUUGUUGGUCUUCAUGAUAUCUGA